AUGCCGGCCACCACAACGGGCUUGACGACGGCGUCGUCGUCCUCGUCGUCGACGCCGGCGGCCAUCACCUCGUUCCCGCGCGUGCCGCUGACCACCACCUUCACGCCGACCGGCAGCGACUGCGACGGCAUCUACCUCCCGCGGAACACGCCCGUCUACAUGAUCGGCGACCGGCUGUCCUGCCUGCCGCCGGCCUUCUCCACCUCGGACCCGGCCUUCUACUACUCGCCGGGCAUCGCCUGCCCCAGCGGCUACUGGACGGCCUGCCACGACACGACGGGCGCCGCGUCCAUCACCACCGUCACCUGCUGCCCCACCUACGGCGACAUCUCGCUGUCGUGCGUGCCCAACCCGCUCGACCUGGCCGGCGUGUGGAAGACGCUCUACUGCACCUGGAUCGCCCCCGUCUCCGCCACCCCGAUCACCGUCACCCUCUCCGGCGACGGCCGCACCUCCACCGUCACCACGCUCGUCUCCUCCCCGGGCGGCGUCAACGCCUUCGGCGUGCGCAUGGUCCACCAGUCCUCCGACCUCGUGACCUCCUCCUCGUCGUCGUCGUCGUCCUCCUCCAUCACCAACUCCGCCCCACCCGCCACCUCCUCCCCGAACGCCAACAACCCCACCGAUGCAACCUCCGACUCGGGCCUCUCCACCGGCGCAAAAGCCGCCAUAGGCGUGGUCAUCCCGCUGGCCGUGCUCGCCGCGCUGUUCGCCGCGCUCAUACUGUACCGGCGGCGGCGGCGCCAACAACAACAGGAACAACAACAGAAACAAGAAAACCUGUUCCCGCCGCAGCAGGGGGGCUACAGCGACUAUGCCGCCGCCGCCACCGCGGCGGGGGUUGGUGCUGGCGGUGGUGGUGGUGCUGCUUACGCGCUAGCCGACCGGGCAAAGCCCGGGUACUACGCGGCGCGGUCGCCGCAGGAGAUGGAGGGGUCGGAGUGGGAGCGGCCGGUGGAGAUGCCCAGCUCGAUUACCGCGGCGGAGCUGCCUGGCGAGGGGGUCGGCGGGUGGGUGAGGAGGUGA
This is a messenger RNA of Thermothielavioides terrestris NRRL 8126, 1026 nucleotides long. RefSeq lists its product as uncharacterized. The coding region runs from base 1 to 1026 and encodes 341 amino acids. The transcript has a single exon. Lineage: Eukaryota; Fungi; Ascomycota; Sordariomycetes; Sordariales; Chaetomiaceae. The record is from RefSeq and is a predicted model, not a curated record.